This is a messenger RNA of Dromiciops gliroides (monito del monte), 7378 nucleotides long. Its product is annotated as bifunctional heparan sulfate N-deacetylase/N-sulfotransferase 3. Gene Ontology annotation, cellular component: Golgi apparatus. Lineage: Eukaryota; Metazoa; Chordata; Mammalia; Microbiotheria; Microbiotheriidae. The transcript has 14 exons. Gene Ontology annotation, molecular function: deacetylase activity; heparan sulfate N-sulfotransferase activity. The coding region runs from base 1002 to 3623 and encodes 873 amino acids. The record is from RefSeq and is a predicted model, not a curated record.
UUUUCUGACACUCUCUGUCUCUGUUUCUCUCUAUCUCUCUCAGUCUCUGUCUCUAGCAGCAGCCACAGAGAGCCCACAGCAGCCUACAGAGCCCCUCCUAACCCCUAGAGCAUGGAAGGAAAUGGAAUUCCGGAGCUGAGCACCGCGGAAUCUCUGGCCCUCUAGACCUGGGGAAAGGAGCCGAACGAGCAGUUCAUUGGACACAAGGUCAGCCAAUGGAAAGGUUGCCGGCGCUGAAGAAGGAGUUCUGCCUUCCACUCCUGCUCUGGCUCCCUCUCUCCUGCCACCUCUGAGAGUGUGUGAGAGGAUGGGAGGGGCUGGGAGGGAGCAAGAGAGUGCGGCAUCCUUCACUGCUAGAUAAAAGUAAGAGGGACUUUGGGUCCGGAUCAGUGCCAGAGUGCAUUCUAAGUGGAGCUGGUGACAAGAGAAGCAGCAGCCUUCCCUCACCGCCCAUUGCUUUGCAGUUCUGGAGGGAACAGUCCUACUGAGAAGCUCUGGCUGCUCCCUCCCUUCACCCACUCCCCCGCCAAUUCCUUGUAUUUCAUUCCCUUUGGGUACCUCCUGGAGUCACCUCCUCCCUAGCAGCUACUGUCCGGGUAAGGGACGUUCGAAUUCCUGGGAGAGGAGGGGGAACGCAGUUCGCAGCAGCCAGCCACCCACAGGGCUGAGCUUCAGGCUGCUGGCCCCUCUUUGUAGACCAGAUUGCAACAGCGGCCGGGAGCCUGGCCACAGAAGACCCCUGUUCUGGGUCUAGAAGAGCUAGUUGCAGCAGGUCAAGAACAAGCCGGAGCAAGAAACAUGUUCGCCGAGAGCAGCCUCCAGAGGUAAUUGAAUGAGAGACUAUAUUUUCUGUGAAUUUUGCUGAAGGGAGACAGAUGUGCUGCAAUGGUGACAUAAAAUACCACAUCGACUGGAGAAGUUGCUGAAACGCUGUCUUUCCUUUCUUACUUUCUGUUAAAUGCCACUGCUAUUGGGAGCCAUUUGAGGCACAUGUAUUCGACAUGAGUUUUAUCAUGAAGCUUCACAGACACUUUCAGCGGACGGUUCUUUUGCUUGCCACCUUUUGUAUGGUGAGCAUUGUCAUUUCAGCAUACUACUUGUACACAGGCUACAAACAGGAGAAUGAACUCUCUGAAAUGUCUUCAGAAAUGGAUUGUGGGGAGCUUCCGUAUCUGCCAUACAAAUUAAUGGAGUUAAAGACCAUGAAACCCUUUGACCCAUUAAGGACAGACCCCAUUGUUCUGGUGUUUGUGGAGAGCCAGUACUCUUCCCUGGGUCAAGACAUCAUCAUGAUACUCGAAUCAAGUAGGUUUCAGUAUCAUAUAGAAAUUGCUCCUGGAAAAGGGGACCUCCCAGUGCUGAUUGACAAAAAUAGAGGCAAAUAUGUUCUUAUUAUAUAUGAAAAUAUUUCAAAGUAUGUCAAUAUGGAUUCUUGGAAUCGAGGCCUUUUAGAUAAAUACUGUGUGGAAUAUGGUGUAGGAGUCAUUGGAUUCUACAAGACCAGUGACAAUAGCCUGCAGGGCUCUCCACUAAAAGGUUUCCCUUUUUCAGUUCAUGGAAACCUUGCUGUGAAAGAUUGUUGCAUUAACCCUCAUUCUCCAUUGCUCCGGGUGACAAAAUCUUCUAAGCUUGAUAGACGUUCCUUACCUGGAAGUGACUGGACAGUUUUCCAAAUCAAUCAUUCGGCAUAUCAACCAGUGAUAUUUGCCAAAGUCAAGGCCCCUGAAAACCUCUCUCCCCCCAUUUCCAAGGGUGUUCUCUAUGCCACCAUCAUACAUGACCUAGGGCUUCAUGAUGGGAUUCACCGGGUUCUUUUUGGCAACAACUUGAACUUUUGGCUGCACAAGCUCAUCUUCAUAGACGCCAUCUCCUUCUUGUCAGGGAAGAAACUCACAUUAUCCUUGGACAGGUAUAUUCUUGUGGACAUUGACGACAUCUUUGUGGGGAAGGAGGGCACAAGGAUGAAUACCAAUGAUGUUAAGGCACUGCUUGAUACUCAGAAUCUUUUGAGAGCUCAAAUCACAAAUUUUACUUUCAACCUGGGAUUUUCAGGGAAGUUUUAUCAUACAGGCACAGAAGAGGAAGAUGAAGGCGAUGACCUCUUGCUGGGGUCUGUGGAUGAAUUCUGGUGGUUUCCUCACAUGUGGAGUCACAUGCAGCCCCAUCUCUUCCACAAUGAGUCAUCUCUGGUUGAGCAGAUGAUUCUUAACAAAAAGUUUGCCUUAGAGCAUGGCAUUCCUACUGACAUGGGUUAUGCAGUGGCUCCUCAUCACUCAGGAGUCUAUCCUGUCCAUGUCCAACUUUAUGAGGCAUGGAAGAAAGUCUGGAAUAUUAAAAUCACAAGCACUGAGGAAUAUCCACAUCUGAAACCAGCACGCUACCGCCGUGGCUUCAUCCAUAAAAACAUCAUGGUUCUUCCACGACAAACUUGUGGUCUUUUUACACAUACAAUUUUCUACAAAGAAUAUCCUGGAGGUCCAAAAGAACUGGACAAGAGUAUCCAGGGAGGAGAGCUUUUCUUUACCCUUAUCCUCAACCCAAUCAGCAUCUUCAUGACCCAUUUGUCCAACUAUGGGAAUGACCGCCUGGGGUUAUAUACCUUUGUGAACUUGGCCAACUUUGUGCAGAGCUGGACUAACCUGAGACUGCAGACUCUGCCUCCCGUGCAGCUGGCUCACAAGUACUUCGAGCUCUUCCCGGAGCAGAAAGAUCCUCUCUGGCAGAAUCCCUGUGAUGACAAACGCCACAGAGAUAUCUGGUCUAAAGAGAAAACCUGUGAUCGAUUACCAAAAUUCUUGGUAAUAGGACCUCAGAAAACUGGUACCACAGCUUUGUAUUUGUUCCUGGUUAUGCAUCCUUCCAUCAUUAGUAACUCCCCCAGCCCAAAAACCUUUGAGGAGGUACAGUUCUUUAAUAGAAAUAACUACCACAGGGGGAUUGAUUGGUACAUGGAUUUCUUCCCCAUUCCCUCCAAUGUCACUACAGACUUUCUAUUUGAGAAAAGCGCCAAUUACUUCCAUUCAGAGGAAGCUCCCAAACGAGCAGCAUCUCUGGUCCCCAAGGCCAAGAUCAUCACCAUUCUCAUUGACCCCUCAGACCGAGCAUACUCCUGGUACCAGCAUCAGCGAUCACAUGAAGAUCCUGCAGCUCUGAAAUUCAGCUUCUACCAGGUGAUCACAGCUGGGCCCCGAGCUCCCUCAGAGCUGAAAGUGCUCCAGAAGAGAUGCCUGGUACCUGGCUGGUAUUCUACCCAUAUAGAAAGAUGGCUAACUUAUUUUCCUCCAUUUCAGUUGCUAAUUAUUGAUGGGCAGCAAUUAAGAACUGACCCAGCCACUGUGAUGGAUGAUGUACAAAAGUUCCUGGGAGUCUCUUCUCAUUAUAAUUAUUCUGAAGCUUUAACAUUUGAUUCUCACAAAGGUUUUUGGUGUCAGUUAUUGGAAGAAGGUAAAACUAAAUGUCUUGGGAAGAGCAAAGGAAGGAAAUACCCGCCAAUGGAUUCUGAGUGUAGAACAUUUCUUUCAAGCUACUAUCGUGAUCACAAUGUGGAACUAUCCAAGUUAUUACACAAACUGGGACAGCCAUUGCCAGCUUGGCUAAGACAGGAGUUACAGAAAGUGAGAUAGCAUCAAGAGAACACCCCACUGAGAAUAUUGCUCCCAUGCAUCAUUCAGCUUUGCUAAAGUCUCCAGAAGCUACCAAAAGGCUGUUGUAAAAUAUACCUCUUCACAAGAGAAGAAAGAAUAAAGUUCUUCUUUCCAUGUGCUGGCAUGUGGACUAUGAAAUGUAUGUGUCUGUCCCAACUCUUGAGGCCUAUAGCCUUUCUUCUACACCAUGUCUGGGCCUGUGGAAUUGUUGUAGACUACUGUAUAUUCAUGUGGAAGUCAGUAACAACUGAUAUAAACAUUCAAAGCAAAGCUGCAAAAUGGUCCAAUUUCCUAUUAACUAUUUACACUUUUAUAUAUCAACUAAAAGUAUUGUGUCUUGUAGAUUUUUUAACCCAUUGUUUGCUUGCUCACUCUUUUCUUACUAUUUGAUGAUAAAGUGUCUUACAAAAAAAAGGAGAGAAAGAAACUUCACACCAUAGAGCAAGAAUGGCAAAUAACUACCACCUUUCAUAAAUACUGGCCAAAUUUUGAACCCAGUGAUAUGUCUUGAAAGAGUUGAGAAUGUUGAUUUGUGCUGUAUAUAGGAAUGGAGAGAUUAACCAUAUUGUCUUAUCUGCAUCACAAAGCUAAAUGCUACAGCAAAAGAGAGAAAGAUAUAAAGAAAAGGAAGGAAGGAAGGAAGGAAGGAAGGAAGGAAAAUGAAGGAAGGAAAAUGAAGGAAAAGAAGGAAGGAAGGAAAGAAGAAAAGAAAGCAAGUGCUAUAUACUUGAUUCAAUCUUGGUUUAAUCUGGUCAGUUUUAACUCACCUAUUUUAUACAUUUGUAAUUUUUGCACUAAAAAGACAGUAGAAUAGUAUCAAUGAAUAGUUGAUUGUAACAAGCCCACUAAGUGGUUAUUCAAAGUUGAAUGAUUCUUCGAAACAGGGCUGAACUUCUGUAACUAUAUACUGUAUCACAGCAAUAUUCAUAUCCCCAGAGUGCUGUGAACUGCAAAUCCUACUCAGAUGGUCUUCAUUUGCUUAACACUUCUCAUCUCAUAGAUCACAUCUAAAAUAUAUGUCAUCUCUACCACCAUACUGAUAAAUACUUUCAUACUUGUUUAUAUCCUCCAUUACCAAACCUAUUAGAGCCAAAGAUAGGGAUAUUUCCCUACAAAGAAAUAACUUUUAGCUGUUUAAAUGAAAAUUAUAAACUGAAAACACUUUUGGAGAUUUCAAGGUGAAAAAAUCCAGAUAGUAAAUGCACAUGAAUAGUGUGAAAUGUGUGAUAAUAUUUUUAAUACAAGGCAAGGGAAAAAAGAAACUUUUGCCAAGAUUUUGGCUUAUUCUUUUGAAAGUUACAUAAAAGACAAUCUAACCCAAUGGAGUUAAACUAUAUUUUUAAUUGUACAGAUGACCAAUUAAAUAUCAGACAAGAAAUCAACAAGAUGUCAUUUUUAUUACCUAGUUUUAAUCAUUUUAUUGCAUCAUAUAUAUAUGGCAUAUAAACAUAUAUGGUAAAGACAAAGUGAGAAGAGUGGGUAACAUGCAAAUUAGAUUAAUAAUAUUUUAAAAAAACAAUUUUAGGCCUAUGAUAACAAACAUAUCAAGCAAUACAAACUGAUUUAAUCACAUCAUACCAGCUAUUUAUAAAUUUCAGAGAUCAAAAGGAGAGAUAGCGUUGUUUAUUGGAUGAGUCUUGGAGUCAAUAAGAGCUGGGCUCUUUAUUCCUCCCUCUGUCUGACUCAUACUAGCUGUAUGAACACACACACACACACACACACACACACACACAAACACAUAAUCUCUUAGUGCUCCCAGGGAACUCUGUCAGACUAUAAAUUGUAAAGGAAUUUCUGAUCUGGAUUGCUUUUGGGAGUUUUCAGCCCCAAUAUAAAUAUCCAAAAAAAAGUGAAAAUGUUGUUUAUUAAGUAAGAAGAAUAUUGAUUAAGAAUUCAUUCAUUAUUUGUCCUUCUUAUUGACUUGUAACAUAAAUGAAUCAAAAGCUUUGAUAAAUGAGGCAGCUCAGAGAAAGCACCUAAUGAUUUCAUCACCUAUAUAAUAUGUGAUUAUAGAUCUAGUUAGUUAUUUUCUAAUUAGUAGGUAGAUUGUGGGAUCCUUGUAUUUAUGUUGUCCUAAUAAAAAUGUCUUCUGCCUCAGAGAUUAUAAUAAGAUGUUAAUAAUAUGCUUUGGAUAGCAUGAAACAUUCACAUGCUAUAACAGUUGUCUCAAUCUGUUAUGCUGAAAGCAUCAACACAAGGAAUUGGGCAGAAAAUAAAAAAUAAUGUGCAUUGACCAUUAUCCAAACCCUUAAUAGAAAAAUACUUGUUAUUCAUUUUGUUCAAAAUUUCAGAGACUGGGGGCAGCUAGGUGGCGCAGUGGACAGAGCACCAGCCCUGGAUUCAGGAGGACCUGAGUUCAAAAUCCAGCCUCAGACACUUGACACUUACUAGCUGUGUGAUCCUGGACAAGUCACUUAACCUUCAUUGCCCUGCCAAAACAAACAAAAAACAAAUCAAAACAAAAAACAAAAAACCAAAAAAACCCAAAAUUUCACAGACUAUGAUUCUGGCUGUAAUACUGAAUGUUACUUUCUUUGAAGUAGCUGUGGUCUCAUAUGUUCCAGGCAGUUAGUUAUUAAAUGUUUUUCCUUGAAUGUAAGAAACUAUCAGUGACUUACUGAUGAGGUUGCCUAAAAUGGAAUACAUAAUAUACAUAUACAUACAUACACACAUGCAUAGAUAUGUACAUACAUAGAAUAUGCUCUCAGGCUAUUUAGUGAAUUCGGAUCUCUGUUUAAGAUCUAGCUUUCCAAUAAAAUAAUCAAACAUAAUUCAUUUAUAUAACAUUCAAACUCUCCUCUCUAGGCUCACAACUUUAAAAAGUGUUACAUGUGUGCAUUUUUAAAAAGUGUUAUGAACAAAGCGGCCACCAAGCAGGGUAGUACACACUGGUAAUCCUCACUACCGAGGAGGCAAAGGAUAGUUGACCUCUUGAGCCUGAAUUUUGGAGCCACAGUACAGCUAGUACAAAUUGGGAGUCGAUAGUAAGUCCUACUUCAAUAUGGCGAGGCCCUGGGAGGAGGGGAUGACCAUGUAGCCUAUGGAAGGGUGAACUUGUCCAGGUCUGAAAUGGAAACUCACAUGCAAAUUAAAGCAGGACUGGUCUUGUGAAUAGUCCCUUCUAUACUGGGCAAUAUGAAGAGACCCAAACAAACCAAAUAGUUUACAGUAUUCUAAUCUUGCCUAGGUAGGAUGAAUUUACUCAAAUGACCACCCUUUGACAAUACUUUAUGACUGUCUUAUGGAAAUAAUAGGGAAGCUUAUAAUCAACAACAGCAAAAAAAUCAGGAUGAAUCCAUUUAAAUGCACAUGAAAUAUGCUAUUAAAAACAGAAAAAAAUAAGAAAGGCUUAGACUGUUCAGUAUGACUUGGACAAAAUAGAGUCCCUGAAAGACAUGCAUACUUUAAACCUUACAUAUAGCAGCUGGAUAUAUCAUUCUGAAAUGACUUAAAUACACAUUAGAAAAGGAUGAGAUGAAGUGAUUUGUAAACUAGCUUUGUACAGAAUCCCCUUUUUCAUUGCUUAAAAUAUGAAACUUCCUCAGGAAGAAAUGAAAUAGUUAUUUCAAUGUUUAUAGCUGUAAUAUUCUUGUCAUUCACAUUGAAUGAAAAUCACUGGAAACAUUUUUUUCUCUUAAGUUUUUUUUAAUAAAAAACCUGGAUAUUAUUCUGAUAGUGGCAUGAUAUCUGCUAUGUACAAUAAUAAACUCUGAUAAUAAAAUGUCUUACUGUGG